Triticum dicoccoides is the source of this 1047-nucleotide messenger RNA. RefSeq names its product heavy metal-associated isoprenylated plant protein 20-like. The coding region runs from base 303 to 650 and encodes 115 amino acids. Gene Ontology annotation, molecular function: metal ion binding. NCBI's taxonomy places the organism in Eukaryota, Viridiplantae, Streptophyta, Magnoliopsida, Poales, Poaceae. The record is from RefSeq and is a predicted model, not a curated record. The transcript is spliced from 3 exons.
UCUGUGUAUAUAUAUAUGGCCCCUCUCUUCGCCCCACGGUUCAGUAACCAAAGAACACUUCGCCUCGCCCUCCACCACGCUUCAUCGGUUGUGGUUCAAAGGCAAAAGUCGUGUGAGAUCAUGGGCGCCUUGGAUCACCUCUCUGAUUUGUGUAGCAUGACGGAGACAAAGGAAGCCCUCAAGCUCAGGAAGAAGCGCCCACUGCAGAGAUUUAUGGGUUUUUCACCGUUCUGUUGAGCUGCUAUGUACGUGAUUUAUGAACUGGAGCUUUUUAUGUACAGACGGUGAACAUCAAGGUGAAGAUGGACUGCGAGGGCUGCGAGAGGAGGGUCAAGAACGCCGUCAAAUCGAUUCGGGGUGUGACGAGCGUGGCCGUGAACCCCAAGAUGAGCAAGGUGACGGUAACGGGGCACGUGGAGCCGCGCAAGGUGCUGGAGCGGGUGAAGAGCACGGGGAAGGCGGCAGAGAUGUGGCCGUACGUGCCCUACACCCUCGCCACCUACCCCUACGUCGGCGGCGCCUACGACAAGAAGGCACCGGCGGGCUUCGUCCGCAGCGCACCGCAGGCCAUGGCCGACCCCGCCGCGCCUGAGAUCCACUACAUGAACAUGUUCAACGACGAGGACGUCAACGCCUGCACCGUCAUGUGAUCUAAUCAUCGUAAUCACCAGCUCCUUCCACUCUAGCCGACGCCCAGCCGCCCAGCGGGAAGACAUAUCAUGUCUUCAUGCAUCACAAAGACUGUAUUUGUAUAUAGUAUAUGUUUUCUCGCUUGGGAAAAGGGGAUACCAAGAAGACGAGCUUGCGUGCGAAUAGCUAUAAUAUACUACUCCCUCUGUAAGCUAAUAUAAGAGCAUUUAGAUUACUACUUUAAUGAUCUAAAAGCUCUUAUAUUAGUUUACGGAAAAAGUACUACAAAGAAAGAGCUAAAGUUUAAUAAGCGUACAUAACUACUCCCUCCGUUUCAAAAUAGAUAAUCCAACUUUUUAGCACAUCUUGUUGCGCCGUUUUUCGAUUAUGAGAUUGAUGCAAUCACCCAUUUUCAUA